AUGGUUGAGGAAGGAUUAAUGGUGGCUUGGUCUAUAUGGAAAGCAAGAAACGAGUUGCUAUGGAACAACAAAAUUCGAACUGCUGCGGAUGUUGUCAUUGAUGCACGUUCAACCCUUGAUCAAUGGAGUUACGCUCAAUCUCAUCGAUUUGAUCCCUUGUUGGUACCUGCUGCCACGAAACACAAGGAAGAGCAUUGGUUUAAACCAGAAAUUAAUAAAAUCAAGGUAAACGUGGAUGGUGCAAUUUUUCACAGCAACGGUUUUCAUGGUAUUGGAGCAGUGGCUCGGGAUAGCGAUGGACAAUUGAUUGAAGCUUUCACUACUCUGAAAUGUGGAGUUGUUCAACCAGCCACUGUUGAAGCCUUUGGAAUUAAGGAGGCUUUGAGUUGGAUCAAGUAUAAGGGAUGGUCUAAUGUUAUUGUUGAAACUGAUUCAAUUGUGUCAGUUCAAGCACUUUCUAGUUCUCUUGUUAUGCCUUCAAUUUUUGGCUUGUUAAUUUCGGAUUGUAAAAGUUUGUUAAAUUGUUUGGUUAAUGUUUGUGUGUCUUUUGUUCCGCGAUCUGCUAACAGAACCGCCCAUUGUUUGGCUCGGGGUUCUUGUUAUUGGUCUGAUCGCAUCUUCAAUGUCAGCAAUGUUCCUAAUGCUGUACAUUCUGCUAUAAUGGCUGAUUUGGCUAUUAUAAGUUAA
Messenger RNA from Cannabis sativa, 687 nucleotides. RefSeq lists its product as uncharacterized. NCBI's taxonomy places the organism in Eukaryota, Viridiplantae, Streptophyta, Magnoliopsida, Rosales, Cannabaceae. Gene Ontology annotation, molecular function: RNA-DNA hybrid ribonuclease activity; nucleic acid binding. The transcript has a single exon. The record is from RefSeq and is a predicted model, not a curated record. Bases 1 to 687 code for a protein of 228 amino acids.